UAAAUACGGGGAAGAGAUUUAAACCCCCAAAUCCGUUAGGGUUCCCACGCGUACAUAAAUAUCAGAUUGCGCCAAAAUAUAUCCGUUGCAAUUUGCGAACGCUCGCAUCUUCGCCGGAGCCGGGUCUCACUCACGUCCAGGAAUCCAGCGCUGUCUCAGCUAUGCUUGAAUUCGACGAUGCAAUGAAAGUGGAAGCCGAUGGCACCGUCGAGGAUAAGGAGGAGAGUCGCAAGAGGAAGUCGCGGGCGAACGUGGAAGCCGAUGGUCGCGCCGCUGGUUUAGCGGGCGAUAGGAGGCUGGCUAAGCGGAUCAUACUCUCCUUGACGAAGCCGUCGUACGUCCUGGGGCUCGGUGGGGGGAACUUGCGGUCGGAGCAUCGACGGAGGUUGGAUCGGCUCCUGCGCAAGCUCGUGAGGCAGCACAAUUGGGCCGAGGCGAGCGGGGUCCUGAGCGUGCUUUUGAAGGGGAUGUGCAGGGAUAGGUGUCCCGAGCAUAAUCGGCUAAAGUAUUCGGUGCUAAUGGAGGUCCUAGAGCAUAUAGAAGCCAAUUGCAUCAAGUCCAAUAGGAUCAAGCAAAUUUACGAUAAUUGGACGAGAAGGAUAGGAUCAAAAAGGAAUUGCACAUCACAGGAUAGACUUGCAGUUGAUUUGGAGCUCAUCCUCUUUUGUCUUACUCAAGAGAAUAUCGAGAAAGCACAUCAGAAUGCUGAAUGGCUCACACAAGAAAAAGAACUUGGGAGACAUUCGACCUCAGAUCUGAUAUUGGGUUUGACAUUUUAUCAAAGGUGGUAUUCGAGUAUCCCAAGAGACAUGCAAAUGAUAGAUUUGGAGCAAACUAAUGCUUGUCGACAAACUGGGAUAUCGGAGGAAAGAUUUGACAUUUCAGUUGGGAACUCAGAGGGAUAUCCUGCCGUUUAUAGUAGCAAGGCCAAUACAUCCUUACAAUGCAAUUCCGACACUUCUGUCAUGAAGGAUAGAAGGAUAUCGGUGGAUACUAAUUGCGAAAGGCCUACAAAAGUCCCGGCCAAGGUCGAGGAUAGUUUUGAGGAGGAGCAAUCACAACAUAAUAUCCAAUCACAACAUUUUUACAUGAAUUCUCUUGAAGACGAAGCCCCACAGUCUACUGAUGUUGGAAAUGUACAUUGUGCUUCUUUUUUAUCUGAUCUAGCUGGCCUGGAUUCAUGGCUGUUGCCCAUAAGACUGCCACAAAACAUCAAGAAUUCUGAGGACUUCAUCCAGCGGCACCUGAAGAUGCUUAAUGUCUAUUACAAUGAUGCAGUAAAGUAUUUGCGACUAGCUCUUGAUUCAUCACCCGCAAAAUCGGAUGCCCUGCUUCCUCUGAUUCAGUUGCUGCUGAUUGGCGGACAAGUAAAUGAGGCAUUGAAUGUGCUCGAAGAGGUCUGUCAUCACGCAGAUACUGCCCUUCCUUUAAGAGUGCGUGCUGCUCUGUUGGAACAUUUCGCUCGUGAAAAUGUUGUCAAGCUCUCAUCAACUUAUGAAGAAAUCUUAAAGAAGGAUCCAUCGUGCUGCCAUUCAGUGGCAAGGCUUGUCAGUAUGCAUCAAAGUGGAGAUUAUCAUCCUGGAUCCAUGCUGGAGAUGAUCUCUCUGCAUCUGGAUGCUACGUAUGCUGAACACCAGAUAUGGAGGGAAUUUGCGAUGUGUUUCCUCAAGCUUGCUAGGCAUGAAGAAGAUUGCAUGUCAGUGCAUCUGGAUGGUGAAGAAGGUGGAUUUAGGCAAAACUAUUCUGUUCAUAUUAGUAGGGUCCCUGACCAUUUCCUGAAGGUUGACUGGGGAAAGAAUUGGAGGUUUCGGUGCAGGUGGUGGUUGACGCGUCAUUUCAGCUAUAGCAUCCUUGAAACAGAGAUUGCAGCUGGUAAUAUUCAGCUCCUAACUUACAAGGCCGCAUGUGCUGCCCAUAUGUAUGGGCAAGAGUUUGAAUACGUUGUAAAGGUUUGCAACAGUUUACAAGAGGAAACUAAUAAGGACUUGCUUUUGUUCCUGCGAACGCACUUGCAAAAUUCCGUCAGGCUCCAGUCAAGCUUUCAGCCGAAACCGGUGUGACUUUCACCAUAUUGUUUGCUAGCUGGUGAGUUUGACCGGCAUUUUAUGUGCCCGUGGCUGAGAAAGAUGAGGAUACACGGUCAGCAAAUCUGAUUGCUCGAGCGAAAAGGUUCAUGUUUACAUUCUGUAUAGAAUUGGUUGUUAGGGGAGGAGUGUUGUCCCUUACUUGGGUAAAAGCAUUUGCAAACAUGCGUCA
Rhodamnia argentea is the source of this 2256-nucleotide messenger RNA. RefSeq lists its product as uncharacterized. The transcript has 9 exons. Gene Ontology annotation, cellular component: RNA polymerase I transcription regulator complex. Gene Ontology annotation, biological process: transcription by RNA polymerase I. Lineage: Eukaryota; Viridiplantae; Streptophyta; Magnoliopsida; Myrtales; Myrtaceae. The coding region runs from base 162 to 2060 and encodes 632 amino acids. The record is from RefSeq and is a predicted model, not a curated record.